This is a messenger RNA of Verticillium alfalfae VaMs.102, 510 nucleotides long. RefSeq lists its product as hypothetical. Bases 1 to 510 code for a protein of 169 amino acids. The record is from RefSeq and is a predicted model, not a curated record. NCBI's taxonomy places the organism in Eukaryota, Fungi, Ascomycota, Sordariomycetes, Glomerellales, Plectosphaerellaceae. The transcript has 3 exons.
AUGAUGGUGGCAUCCGUCCGCAUCAUACGACCUCCCCUGGACAACAGUCAUUCUAAUGUAUCUUCGUCAGACCUCCCCCCCGUCAAGCCUUCGGCCAUUGCCCUCGGCACCAUCUUCAACCACACCGCUGAGCUUGCUAUCCUCAGCCCCCUCUUCGGCCAGACCUACCAGCGCGCGAAGGCUGCCAACUCCAAGGAGGAGUUCGCCAAGUCCAAGGAGGCUUCCUCCGCCGCCGUCGCCUGGGGCACCUCCCUCGUCGGUUCUGCCCUCCAGGCCUACGGUGUCGGUGCUCUCAUCAACGCCACUGGUACUCUGUCUUACAAGGGCGCUUCUUACCUCGGUGCCCUGAUCUUCGCCGCCACUGCCGCCCCUGGUUACAUCUCCGAGGUCUUCAUCGAGAAGCGUGCUCUUGACACCGUCGGCGUGAGCGUUCUUGCCAAGGUCUUUGAGACGGUUGGCCUGUCCGUCUUCCUGACCUGGUGGGGCACCCGCACCAACCCUUUCGAGUAA